CUCAUUUAAAAUUGAUAAUUCUACGCAUAAUAAGCUGCGAAUACGUUACCACGUCAGUGUGUUGGUCGAGUUAUAAAAACAGAGAGCGGCGGCAACGACAAACACGUGAAUUUCCCCCUCCAUUAUCAACCGUUGAUCGUUUCUCUCUCAAGAAAAUGAAAAUAUAAUUCUGUAACCAACAAACAAAGACGGAGCAUAUCAUUAUCAUCUGGUCUGGAAAAUUACCGGAGCCAAGUCUUGUCUUCUCUCCCCCUUUUAAACCCUAGCAUGGAUACGCUCCCGAUCACAACCUUAUUGUGUUAAGAUUCGUUAAGCCAAAUGGAAAAAGGGUAAAUUUUUCGGAUGAGUGCUCUUUCGCUGAUAUAGGCCGCUGGUUAAGGUAAAUUGAUCGAUUUAAACCUUAGCAUUUAUUAUUUGGAUAACGUAAUUCAAUUUCUCCCCUUCCGAGUUUAGUAAAUCUAGAUAACUUAUUUACCAAAUUCAAGCAGCUGUAGUUUGAGUCAAUUUCGCCCCCUUUUUCGUAUGCGCGAAUCCUAGGCUGUAGUCCGUGAUUGCUGUUUGGGCGAUAUUUCUAAGCUUUUCAGUUAUCAUUUAUUUCGCUUACAGGUUGGUGGAUCAGUGGAUGAUUACUAUGUGUAGAGAAGUGGUGGAUUCUUCAAGGUUAAACUUUUCCUGAUAAGCACUCAAUGGACCGAGAUUUGGGAGACACGUCGCUUGAGUCACACUCAAACGCAACAGAGAGAUUGAAUGUGGGGGUCAUAAGUAAUAGAAAAAAGUUACCGAAAAACUAUUUAGUUGCUACAGCCUCUGAGCACUUCACAUCGAAGGCUUUGAAGUGCAUUACGUCAGUCAAGAAAUGUGUACGAACUGGUGGAGCUGUGGAUAAUGUGGUUAUGUUUUUUAUCACAACUGCUGCUUUAGAAGUUCUGAGGAGGUUCUCCAAGUCAAAGUGUCCUUUCAUUUGGAAUGGUCUCCAGGCAUUACAAGCUAUAUGUUAUCCACCGUUGAAGUGGAUGCAGAAAUGGAUUCCUUUCAAGCCUCUAGCCAAAGAAAUGCAGAAAAUCUCUGGACCAAUGUUAUUUCUUUCAAUUGCAACACUUUUCUCCGAUGACUCGUCACCAAGUGAAGACCCAUCAUAUGAUUCUAAUGUUUCUCGAACACCUAAAUCUCAGCUACAGCUUUCAGAGACAAGCUGCUAUCACAAUGGGCCAGAUGCUUACCAUUCUGAAAAUUGGUUGCUUGACCUCCAUAACAAGCUCGAAAUGGAAGAUAUUACUCUACCUGAGAGGAUUGAUGAUGAUUACAUUCGUCGCUUUUAUGCUUCAACAAGAGGUGAUUUUCAAAGGACCAUGUCAUUGGUCAAGAAGACCAUUCAGUGGAGGCAGAGUUACACUUUCCUCUCAGAAGAAGAGCUAAGUGCUUGGUCUAAUGUUAUCUUUUGGCAUGGAUAUGAUUCAAGAAAACUUCCUUGUCUCAUCAUUCGACUCGGACUUGCUUGCUCCAACCUUAAAUCCACUAAGAGAGACUUUUUAGGAAAAGUUAUUGUUUCACAGAUAGAACAUGGAGUUGUGAGUUUUGUUGAUACAGAGCAUCCUCAGAUUGUGGUGUUAAUGGAUUGUGAUGGACUGUCGCCCCUUGGGUUCCCUAUCCAGAUGAUGAGAUCUUGUGCCACCCUUCUUCAAGACCAUUAUCCUAACCAUCUUUACUUAUUGAUGGUCAUACGCAUCCCUCGUGUUGCCCAUGUAAUAAUGCAGACUCUUCUCCAGGUUCUGAGACCAGCCACUAGGAAGAAAGUUGAGAUCAUAGGAAGGAACUAUGAGGAGUAUCUCUCAAAGAAGCUGGAGUCGGUCCCUGUCUUCCUUGGUGGAAAUUGCUCGUGUUCAAAAUGUUCGCCUCAAAGGAUUCCAGAGGUCACUGUUGAAGAAAUCCAGUUGACAGCUUCUUCCUCCACUGCACACAACUCCAAUGACGACAAUGACAACACCCCUGAAUUUCACGGUCAUACAGUUUCUUACAUGAAUCCUAGGUUUUAUCCUCUGACGAAGGAACCGCUUAUAAAGAUCAUUAUCAUAGGUGUAGUUAUGCUUUGGAUCUUAGUUGCCAUGAUUUUGGGAACUAACAAUUCAGAAUAUUAGGGUGCCUUCUGUCUACUGGAGAGUACAUGUUAUUCUUCUUGUUAGUCUCUUCCCUAUUUUUCGCUGUAGUGAUCAGUAUACUAUCUUUGCUAUCAUCACCUUUUUAAAUAAUAAUAAUGAUGAUAAUGCCUUCAUUCUUCAUGUGCUUGUUAAUCCUGCAAUGUUGAACUGCUC
Messenger RNA from Cuscuta epithymum, 2309 nucleotides. The record is from the annotation of a GenBank genome assembly. NCBI's taxonomy places the organism in Eukaryota, Viridiplantae, Streptophyta, Magnoliopsida, Solanales, Convolvulaceae.